Messenger RNA from Sphaeroforma arctica JP610, 1622 nucleotides. RefSeq names its product STE/STE20/PAKA protein kinase. The record is from RefSeq and is a predicted model, not a curated record. The transcript is spliced from 9 exons. Lineage: Eukaryota; Ichthyosporea; Ichthyophonida. Gene Ontology annotation, biological process: intracellular signal transduction; protein phosphorylation; regulation of MAPK cascade. Gene Ontology annotation, cellular component: cytoplasm. Bases 309 to 1487 code for a protein of 392 amino acids. Gene Ontology annotation, molecular function: protein serine/threonine kinase activity; ATP binding.
AUUGUGAUACCUUUUGUUUCCGACUAUUCCAUGAGCAAUCAUAUGCUAAUUACAGCAUGUAUUUCUACUUCGGGAUGUAUGUUGGUUUGUAGUAUAUAAUAUGAACGUAAGUACUAACCUUCCAUGACUUCCAAUAUAUCGAGAGCGCAAUAUUCUUAUCAUAUGUAUACGCAGGCGAGUUCACUGGGUUGCCCGAUACUUGGCGAAACCUGUUGGAGUCCUCGGGUAUAACAAAUGAAGAGCGUGCAGAGAACCCUCAGGCCGUCAUCGACGCCUUGGACUACUUCACAGGCAAUAAGAUCAACGAUAUGGUGGGGCCUAAAUAUAUGAUGGACGAUCAAAACGAGGAAAGCUUCGAACAGAACGCACCGCUGCCGCAGCCACACCCGCCCAAACCCGCGGCCCCUCCUGUGCACAAAAAGCCCAUACCCGUGAUUGCCCCUCGACCGGCCGAAACAAUGAAUAGAAUGACGCGGGAUCUGAGUAAUAUCGAGAUCAGAGCCAACCAAGAUAAGGUGGGUAUCGCAAAGAAGAAGCCACCUCCCCCCAAGAACAGCACAAGCACGGCCCCUAAGCAGAGGCGUAAGAAGAUGAGCGAUGAAGAGGUCAUGACUAGAAUCAGAGCCAUAGUAGAGGACGCGAACCCCAAAGAACUAUACACCAAUUUCAACAAGAUCGGACAGGGAGCGUCCGGCACCGUCUUCACGGCCGUGGAGAUCGCCACAGGCCGUGUGGUGGCCAUCAAACAGAUGAAUCUCGCAGCACAGCCCAAGAAGGAGCUGAUUGUGAACGAGAUAGUAGUCAUGCGCGAGAACAAGCAUCUCAAUGUGGUUAACUACGUGACCUCGUAUCUGAUUGAAGGGGAUUUGUGGGUGGUGAUGGAGUUCCUGGGGGGUGGGUCGCUGACAAAUGUGGUGGUCAACACCGAGAUGACUGAGGCUCAGAUUGCCGCGGUGUGUCGAGAGGUGCUGCAAGCUCUGGAGUUCUUACACCAAUCCCGCGUCAUCCACAGAGACAUUAAAUCAGAUAAUGUGCUGUUAGGACUAGAGGGUGAUGUCAAGCUGACGGAUUUCGGUUUCUGUGCACAGCUUACGAGUGACUCACAAAAACGCCAGACGAUGGUAGGUACUCCCUACUGGAUGGCGCCCGAAGUUGUGACGCGAAAAGCAUACGGUCCCAAAGUGGAUAUCUGGUCGCUUGGGAUUUUGGCCAUCGAAAUGCUUGAAGGAGAGCCUCCGUAUCUAAAUGAAAACCCUUUGAGAGCUCUGUACUUGAUUGCCACAAAUGGAACCCCUGAGAUCCAAGACCCCGACCGCCUAUCCGAUGACUUCAAAGAUUUUCUCGCGCGGGCAUUGGAGAUGGACGUGGAGAAACGAUACAGUGCCUCUCAACUUUUGGAGCUUCCAUUCCUUAAAAUGGCCGCACCCUUGUCCACCCUGAAGCCCCUGAUCCAAUACUCUAUCCAACAAGCGGGCAUGACCCCCUGAAGUAGCUCAUGAAUGGUUGUUCGACUAUACCCGAAGGAGAUCCUCAGAUGGAGCACAGCGUGUGUGUGCCUGUAUCUAUGAGUACUGGUGAAAUUAUCUAUCCAUUACGCCACAUAAAUAAAGAUUAAUUGAUGC